AUGGCUGCUUUCUGGAAAACUACAGCCGUGCUAACAUGGCUUCUUGCUGCAGAUACAGUAAACUCUCUGCCGCAACCGGUGGGCACUGCUGUUGAAAAGAUCUUGAAGCCAUCAGCAACACAACCAAAAACAGAUUUCAAGACUCAGUAUCCUCCGUCAAAUCAGCGACUAGCCAUCCCUGCGGCGGAACCAGCCUAUCGAGUUGCACUUGAGAACGGCGGGCAUCCAUCGCGGCUUCCUUUUCCGACUUUCGACGUUGGUCACUUCCUUGACGACAUUGGCGGCUUGUUAUUGCCGGAGAGCACCUCCUUGCCAGCCGCAUCGCAGCCGACGGACGCUCCUGCGGACGACUCGCCGAACGACUCACCAGACGACUCACCAGACGACUCACCAGACGACUCACCAGACGACUCACCAGACGAUUCACCAGACGAUUCACCAAACGACUUACCAGACGACUCACCAGACGACUCACCAGACGACUCACCAGACGAUUCACCAGACGAUUCACCAAACGACUUACCAGACGACUCACCAGACGAUUCACCAGACGAUUCACCAAACGACUUACCAGACGACUCACAAGACGAUUCACAAGACGACUCACCAGACGACUCACCAGACGACUCACCAGACGACUCACCAGACGACUCACCAGACGAUUCGUCAGACGCCCCCUCAGCCACGUCAUCUUCUGUUGCAGUCGGCGUUCCUACUGGACCUCCGGGAGGCCACCCGGUACCGAUGAACAACCAAGAUAUCUUCCAGCCAGUCGCAACUGGUGCGGUCCCCGCAAACAUAAAGACUCGUCAUGACCACCCGGUUCAAAACAAAUAUGCGAAUACUACCAAUCCAAUUGAGACCAACAAAUUCUAUGCAGGUCUCUUUCUGGGAUCGCAAACGAACGCAAGCUUCACACAGCCGUAUUCUCUCGCCUGGUCUCGAGGAGGUGGAACCCUGAAGAGCUGGGGGAUGAGUAUUACUCAUGUGGCGGCCAAUGUUCUCGCCUAUGGUCCUCAGAACCACGAGAUCCCUGGCAGCCCAGUGGCAUACUAUAUCAACCCCGUCGGCAUACAGCACAUUAUUCUGUCUGCAGCUGAGUUGGAUGAAUCCAGUGUUCUUAGCAUUGCAGAGCCAAAGGCAUUUUCAGCUCAUGCUGUCCUGAAGCGAUCGGGUGGUUCCGCUCAGCACAUAACAUUCCCCGUUGUUCAGGGCAUGGGCUAUGUGACUGGUGUGUACAGCGAUUUGCAGCCCCUCAUUGAGAGUGGAGUCUUCUUCCGGAAGGUCGUCGAUGCUGGAUCCCCCAAGCCGGGCAUUUUCAAGUAUCAGGUCUUCUUUGAGGAUGACACCGAGUGGCUGCUCUACGCUACGCCUGAUGAUGGCAAGAACCCCGAUUUCAAGUUGAUUUCCACGUCCAGCCUCCGCGGUCCUCCUGGAUUCAGUGGUACCAUCCAAAUUGCAAAGAACCCUGCUGGUAAGUCAGGCGAGAAGUUCUAUGACAACUCUGCUGGUGUGUAUCCUGUUGCAGGCGCUGUGUCUGGGUCCGUAACUGGAACGGCGGGCACUUAUAAGUUUUCGUGGACCAAGGCUGGCAAGAACGCGGAUGGCACCCCCCUUAUCAUGUUCGCUCUGCCUCAUCACCUUGAGUCCUUUGAUGGCAGCACCCGAGGGCGUACCACCGACAUCCACUUGCGCACUACCACCAAAGGCAACGCAACUGCUGUCAUUGGAGAGAGUUGGAUCAUGGCCGAGCCUGAUCUUCCGAUGGAUAUGGGUUUCGCGCCGUGGUCGCCUACAAAGGGAAAUGUCCACACACUUUCUGAGCAUGCUCAGAUCGCCAUUGGCCAGAUUGCUCCUGUCGAGUUGCAGCAAGAUAUCGAUGGCCAGACCAACCUCAACAGUAUGUACUAUAGUGGCAAGGCCCUGAGCAAGUUCGCGACCUUGAUUUGGACCGUCAGUAACCUGGGCAAUAACCCUGGUGUUGCCCACGAAGCUUUGCUGAAACUCAAGAAGUCCUUCGCUCGCUUCGUGCAGAAUCAGCAGCAGUAUCCACUCGCCUAUGACUCGGUCUGGAAGGGUGUUGUUUCGACUGCUGGCUAUGCUGGUGACUUGAACGCCGAUUUCGGAAACACUGCCUACAAUGAUCAUCACUUCCACUAUGGCUACUUCAUUCAGGCUGCCGCUAUUAUCGGCUCCCUUGACCCAACCUGGCUGGCUCAAAACAAGGAGUGGGUCAACAUGCUUGUUCGCGAUGCCGGCAACUCUGUUGAGAAUGACCCUCACUUCCCCUUCUCCCGCUCCUUUGACUGGUUCAAUGGCCACUCGUGGGCAAAGGGUCUCUUCGAGUCCUUCGAUGGAAAGGACCAAGAGUCGACAUCCGAAGAUACCAUGUUUGCCUAUGCUAUCAAAAUGUGGGGGCGGACUACUGGGGAUGCCAGCAUGGAAGCCCGUGGUAACAUGAUGCUGGGUAUCCUGCGCCGCUCGCUCCACAACUACUUCCUCAUGCAGAGCAACAACACCAACCAGCCGCCUAAUUUCAUCGCGAACAAGGUGACUGGCAUUCUGUUCGAAAAUAAGGUCGACCACACCACCUAUUUCGGCAACAACCUGGAGUAUAUUCAGGGCAUCCACAUGCUGCCUUUGCUCCCCAAUUCCGGCUAUACCCGCCAGCCACAGUUUGUCGCUGAGGAGUGGCAAGCGAUGUUUUCCCCCAACGCUUCAACCCCUGCCUCUGGGGUGGAUGGUGGCUGGAAGGGUGUUCUGUUCGCCAAUCUUGCCCUCAUCAACCCCCGGGCCUCGUGGGACUUCUUUGUUCAGCACAAGUUUGACUACAGCUGGAUUGACGGGGGUGCUUCCCGGACUUGGUACCUGGCCUAUGCUGCCGGUCUCGGUGGUGCCUGA
Penicillium canariense is the source of this 2901-nucleotide messenger RNA. Its product is annotated as glucan endo-1,3-beta-D-glucosidase. The coding region runs from base 1 to 2901 and encodes 966 amino acids. The transcript has 5 exons. Gene Ontology annotation, molecular function: endo-1,3(4)-beta-glucanase activity; glucan endo-1,3-beta-D-glucosidase activity. Gene Ontology annotation, cellular component: cell surface. Lineage: Eukaryota; Fungi; Ascomycota; Eurotiomycetes; Eurotiales; Aspergillaceae. The record is from RefSeq and is a predicted model, not a curated record.